Pelobates cultripes (western spadefoot toad) is the source of this 8564-nucleotide messenger RNA. NCBI's taxonomy places the organism in Eukaryota, Metazoa, Chordata, Amphibia, Anura, Pelobatidae. The record is from the annotation of a GenBank genome assembly.
CUGCCAGUAGGCGGGAAGUGGGAGCUGCCAUGCUGGAUGGCUCAGGUUUCUUGUUGGAGCUCUGAGCUGAUCUGACACUUGUCAGGGGGAUGUCGGGAGACUCGGAGGAGAGCUGUAGGUCCGUGAAUUUUAUGGAGGACAACUUCCUAGCUCUAAAGUCCUCUUAUACUAUUAAUAAUUAUAUACCAAUAAUAAUAUAUAAUGUAACAAGUCAAAUAUAAUCUGUAAAUAUUGAUGGGGAGGCCAGGAGUAUGAAGAAUAUAGAAUUAAAAUGCCUUAGGUUGGAUAUUAAUUCAGUAAAUGGUUACUCCAAACACCAUGACCACUUCAGUGACUUUUUUUUUAAAGUGGUUAUGGUGCUUUUCCAGUGAGAAAUGCUGAAGGUACGUAGAAGCAGAAGUUUGCUGUGGCUGGACGUAUUACUCCGCCGGUCCCGUUAGCUGUCCGUAAUGACAGUUCCGAGACGCUGAUGUUAAAAAGUGUGCUUCUUUAUGCGGGUGACGGGUGACCAAUGGAAGCGCGACGCACCCCGCCGUUCAAGUCCUCUCUUGGCCCAGCUUCCUGAGCGUUCCUCUCGCUGCAGCUAGGACAUCACUAAAGGAGGGUGGAGCUGCGGGGAGAACUUGGCAUCGAUGUUGGAUCUCAAGGUUGUUUUUGACAAAAAAAUUAUUUUAGCAGAGGGGGGGGGACCAUCCCACCAAUGGCUACUAUAACCUGAAACAAUGUUUUGUUAAAAUGCUUUUUUUUUGGUUAAAUUUUUUUGGGGUGUAUCCCUUUAAACAGAUACUUAGCAAUAAAACUACUUCCAUCUUGUGGGGGUUUUUUUUUUUUUGGUGCAUAUAUACCACCCUUUUUGCCUUGUGUAAAACAUUGCCGAGCAAUGAAAACAUAUACAUUUUGACAUACAUCCAGUCGAGACAUUUCCAUUUGAUUUUCUUUUUUCAAGUUCUUUACAUUCAACGUCACAUGCAACUUGAUACCGAGCAACAUUUUAAUGUUAGUUAUCCAUUAGUCAUUGAGGGAUCCUGCAGAAUAUUCAUUCUUCAUAGUGCAGGACAGCACUUUUCAUACACUGUCCUGCAGCAUGAAGAAAUUGUGUGUCCUUGAAAACAAAGGUCUGGCUACCUUAUCUGUUCUUCAGUUAUGCAGUCAAUUUUAUUAAACAAAAGUUAUUUUUUAUUUUUUUUUAUGUCAGGAACACAGCUGGAGGCGUGCGGAUUGUGAGUUGGAAUAUUAAUGGUAUUCGAGCCACCCGUGCAGGCAUUAAAGAUGUAUUGGACUCGCUUGAUGCAGAUAUUAUCUGUCUGCAGGAGACUAAAGUGACAAGUGAGUGCUUUUAAAGGCAUUGUUGGAUUGUGCCUGCAGUUUUAUUUAUGUGGAACAGGGGUGAAAAGGCAAUUGUUAAAACCACUGGACUUAAAAUUUAGAAUUUUGGGGGGAUUAAUGACAUAACUGCUGUAUUGUUUAUAUUAAAGGGUUACUAAUAGGACAUUAUUCUUUAGCUUCCACCCGACUCUAAAAAUAGCUGUAAAAUAAUAUUUACUUAAAUCCAGUGCCAGGCAAAGCUCCUGAUGCUGUUCGAUAGCCCCCACCUGACGUCACAGGAGCCACACAGUGGUCUAUCCAAUCAAAUACCUCUCAUAGGCUUCCAGUCAAGGCGUCUCAUCUGACACGACCAUUUAAACGGAUUCUUCAGUGCCAGGAAAACAAACCUGUUUCCCUGGCACUAGAGAAUCCUGGAGUGCCCCGCCCCCAUCCUGCCCCCUCAUACCAUGUUGCUGAAGGGGUUAAAACCGUUAUGAAAGUCGUUAUGAAUCCGGAAGCGCCUCCAGUGGCUGUCUGCUAGUCUGCCACAGAGGGCAGACUUAGAGCUGCAAUGUCAGUGUCAUUGUAGCACUAAGUGCAAAAGGGUCACAGCACCCAGACCACUUCAAGUGGUCUGGGUGCCUACUGUGUCCCUUUAACAGUCUCUAAGCAGGCAUGGGGAAAGGAGAGUUAGGAAAAGAAAAUGUACCAAUUUGGAUAAGGGAACCUGGAGCUUCCCCUUGCGGGCUCUGCAAGGUAGACGCAGAUUACAUCUGUCAGCAGCAUGCAGUGCACGCUGACAACAGACAAAAAAUAUGCAUAAAAUUGGCAUUCGGCUGUCCGGAACAGCGUUGUGGGCUGCCUAAAUCAUGUGUGCUUGUGAUGCAACUAGCCCCCGGCACACCAGGGCAGAUCAUUCUAGAUGUGCAGUGUUUUAAGCUGAAACACUGCACAUCCAGACUCCCAACACCAUGACUACUUCAAAAAGCAGAUGUGGUCAUGGUGGCUGUUGUAAAACUUUAAUUUAAGUCUCCAAGUUGUCAUCUUUGGUUUAAUAUUAAAGCUUUUCACAAUAGUUUGACAUGAUCUAGGGGUCUUGGAACCAAUGGACCUUCCCUAUGCAUUCAUUGCCUUUCUAUAAUUUAUUAGAACUAACAGGACAAUAUGCUUGUGUUUGUGUUUAGGGGACCUGUUAGAUGAACCCACUGCUAUAGUCGAAGGAUAUAACUCAUUCUUCAGCUUCUGCCGUGUGAGGAGCGGGUACUCUGGUAAGAUAUCGAGCAGUUUUUUUCCCUUUAACUUUUUUCCACUGUCAAAAAAAAUUAGAAAUUUUAGAUAAUUUUCAACAACGCAGUCAUUACACCACCUUGCGAGUAGGUGUCCUUGGGUAACAUCAGCUCCUCAUUGAUCGUAAGCCAUUUGAGCAGGGCCAUCUUUACCUCUAAUAUCCCCUUUAUAUAAUUGUAAAGCGCUGCAGAAUAUUUGGGCGCUAUAUAAAAAUAACAUUAAUUAAAUUACUUCUGUUAAUGUUCUUUUUGCCGCGCGUCGUUUGAUAUAAUUUAGAGAAUACAUUUACAGGACUGGUCGUUAAAAAAAACCCCCAAAAAACUAUUUGUUUUUUAAGCUCCUUCUCACUUGAUCACUUUCCCUUUAAUUCAAGGAGUUUCGACUUUCUGCAAGUGUAGAACAACGCCAUGGGCAGCGGAGGAAGGACUUUCCGGGCAGCUGACCGCUCACAAAGGAUCCAUUGGCUGCUAUGGGAACACAGAGGAGUUUUCGGAAGAGGAGCUGCUUUCUUUGGACCAAGAAGGAAGAACCGUUAUAACACAGCACAGGAUCCAGUAAGCCUGCAGAAUAAACUGCGUAAUCCUAGUUCUCUGAUCCCACUCUUGUGUGAUUCCUGGUAACAAUAUCUUUUAUAAAAUAUGUAUCCAAUAUAAGACAGUGCAAAAUGUGUUUGUUUUUUUUUGUGGGAUGUUUAUUUCAAAAUUGUCUUGAUUUUACAUGUUUCUUAUCAUAGCAUUUUAUUCACACAUAGAAUUGAAAACUGGAAUUUAAAAUUCAGGCGUUAACAGCCGAGUUAGAAAUAUUCCCCAACUCUGCUAUAGUAACAGGUUGACUAUUUUAGCCUACAUUUCCUAUUUGAAGCAAUUAUGGAUUGUCCUUUUAGAAUGAAACGUCUUUAAGAAUCAAGGAUUAGGCAUAUCAUUCUUUAUCGUUUUUGGCAAGCCAUUGUUCCUUAAAAGAACACUCCAAGCACCAUAACCACUACAACAUGCUGUAGUGCUUAUGGCACCUGUGGUCAAUAUGUGACUUUUUCGCCAGCACUAUUUCCUAUGGAGAACUUAGAGCUUCCUUUAGCUCUUUUGAGCCAAGUCGUGCCUAGAAAGCUUCUGUCUCUUCAUAGAAUUAGUGGAGGAAGGGAUUGGUGUCUGGUAGACCCCAGGUAAGCAAUCAGCCCAUUCUAAAAUAACUUAAGCUCUAGCAAUGGGGAUGACAGGUCACUCCUUGCACCAUAAAAACGAUAGCGCUAUGUAAUAGAUACUUGGAGUGUUCUGUUAGAGAGCUAAAACACUUUGUUUUUGAGACUUAAUCAUAUUUUGCUUUAUUGCAUCACAUUGCCCUGUGAUUACAUCUGCUUUUAUAGCAUACAGAGUGUAUAACAAACAUGCUGACAGAUUGAAGCAGAGGUGGCAGCUUAUAAUCGCUGGCGGACUGCUAGAUCACCAUGCACUACGUGGCAAAUGUUUCUGCUGCAGUGCUGUCGUAGACUGUUAUUGAUAGAAGCCACAAUGUCUCAGUCCUAGAAAAUCUAGAUAGAGUGCUUUGUCAUGCCAUAAAACAUCUGUACGAAUCCUGAUAUAGUGCUCCUGGGUACCACAUUCGAGUGUUGCCUUUAUGGUAUAAUAAAGCAUUUUAUCCUAGUUAGCUUGGUGGCAUUUUCAUUUGGGAUCUUCCUAGGGGGAGAAUGUGAGUCUGUCGCUCUGUGUACCAAUACACAUCCAGGCAGGCCUCUGUUACAUGGGUUGAUGGAUUGACUGCCAAGUGCAUUUUUAUUCAUUGUAAAUGUAUGUUGCUGUAUUACACAUCACUUUUAUAAGAUAUGCCAUUGAUACUGGCUAAAAGAUCAAUUUUAAUCGAAAUGACCAAAAUUAAAAUCAGCUUUUAAAAAAUAUAUAUAUAUUUUUUUUUCGUAUUCGGUUUGUGCAAUUCAAGUUAUAUGUAGAUAGCUUAGCUGGUUAGUGCAACAACUAUAGACCUAUUUUGAAACCUCUGGACUGCAAUUUAUUUUACCAUUCGAGGAAACAUAUUUGUUUUAUUUUUCUGUGGUUGAUUUUUGAAAAUGUACUAUUGUACUGCAUUCAGUAAUACCAUCUUUACCCCAAGACAUACGUUAGAAAAAAAAGUAUAGAAACAUUUAAGAUUGUUAAAAAAUAAAUAUAUAUAUAUAUAUAUAUAUAUAUAUAUAUAUAUAUAUAUAUAUAUAUAUAUAUGUAUAUAUAAAAUGUCUAUGUACAGAGUUCUUUUUAAGGUUUUUUUUGAUCUUGUCUUGCUGGUUGGGAAAUUUUUCUCUCUGGAGAAAAGUCCUUGCUUUUAAAGGACCACUAUAGUGCCCUGAGGGUGCCCCCACGCUCAGGGUCCCCCUCCCGCCAGGCUCUGGGGAGAGGAAGGGGUUAAACUUACCUCUUUCUCCAGCGCUGGGCGGGGAGCUCUCCUCCUCCUCUCCUCCCUCUUGUCUUCCUCUUCGGCUGAAUGCGCAUGCGCGUCAGGAGCCGCGUGCAUUCAGACAGUCCAUAGGAAAGCAUUGACAAUGCCUUCCUAUGGACGCUAGCGUCUUGCACGCAAGCACCUCUAGCGGCUGUCAAGAGACAGCCACUAGAGGCUGGAUUAACCCUAACAUAAACAUAGCAGUUUCUCUGAAACUGCUAUGUUUAUUUAAAAAAAGGUUAACCCUAGCUGGACCUGGCACCCAGACCACUUCAUUAAGCUGAAGUGGUCUGGGUGCCUAUAGUGGUCCUUUAAAGUUUGCAAUAGUGGAGCCGUUACAAGGGGAUUGCAGAUUUUAGAGUAAAUAGAAGACAUGGUAUAAUUCUCCAACUGGGCUAUCAGGAGUUUACUAAGAUUGUGCAGUGGGGUGGCAUAUAAUCUCUUGUCAUUCUAGUGCAGUAAAGAGUUAGCUUGUAUUGAGCCUAACCUUAGAAAUAUCAGAAAGGGCUCUAAAUCUGCCAUUCUGGCCGAGUCUUUAAGAUCUGAUGUUACUCUUCCUGUUUCAGAACCUCUGAAGAUAAAGAUGAAACACUAACUGUGAUCAAUGUUUACUGCCCUCGGGCUGACCCUGAGAAGCCGGAACGGAAGACCUACAAACUGCGCUUCUAUCACUUGCUGCAAAUACGAGCAGAGGCCAUCUUGAAGUCGGGAAGGUGAGACUCUGGGUCAGUGAAAAUGUUAAGACCCGUUAUAGGAGUAAAAUAAAUCUCAAUGGCUAAAAAUGUCUGAUAUCUCUGUUGCAGCCAUGUCAUUAUCUUAGGAGAUGUGAACACCUCCCACAGGCCUCUCGAUCACUGUGACCCAACGGAUCUGGUGAGCUGGGAAUCCUUUUCUGAUAUCCAAUGUCUGUUUCCUGUGUAUCGUCACCCAGGAAUCUAUAUUCUCCAUCGUAGCUUACAUUGUAAAGGUUCCUUCAUUUUAUUAAUGCCGCUUAUCUAGCACAUUGCCUCGGUUUUACCUUUUUAAUUAUACUAAGUUUGGGUUCUAUGCUCUGUUAGUCCUGGGAAAUGCAACCUGGACUUUUUUUUUUUUUUUUAGAGUCUUCUCUUUUAUCCUUCAACUUCUCAACUCCUUUGUAGGCCGUCUAGCUAACUUUGUUUAUUUCAUAAAUAAUAUCCUCUAUUCACAACCUCCUGUCUUUGUCCUAUUUUAUUCCAUUUAAGUAAACUUGCAUUGUAGAGCAGGAAAACAUUAAAGUGGCUCUGGGUACAUUAUCAGCAUACCUUUAUUGCAUUUUAUAGAUUUUGGAAACUUAAUCAAUGUGUGUUUCUCUCCAUACUCCAAAACGCUACUACUAGUGCUACUACCCCCAGAAAAAUGUUGCUACUUUCUGCCACAUAAUGCCUACCCAUUAGCCACACCUUAUUUUCAGAAAACCACUUUCCGAUUGGAAGGUAAGAAGUUUAGCUCAGCCAAUGGGAGAGCCAAGUUGCUGACGUGUCUCCAACCCCCAGCAAAUCACUGUCCUCUUAUUAUCUGUAUUGUAUUUCAAAGAUGUGCUAAGCGGAACUUGGGAGAAUAACAAGAAAUGUUGUGAUUGGCUCCGGGGCGAGUCAUGUCAGCAAUUUGGCUCAUUCUGCUGGCUGAGUUGAGUACGCACGAAGGGUUCUGAUAAGAUAUUUUGUGUGUUAUGAAAAGGGGAGGUGUGGCUAAGGAGCUGGAUUUAUGCUGCAGAAAGCAGCAAAACAUUUUUUUUUUUUUUUUUUUUUACAAAGCUAAAGAGAUUUUAAUUUGGAGAAGAAAUACAUAGAAAUAUGAGGCCCAAACCAUCAAAUUAACUUGCCCAAAGCAUGCCUGGAGUGUCUUUGUAAGGUUUACUGUCCUUCUCUUUAAUUCAAAACUCCAAGGCUUUACCAGAAGUUCUUGGAAGCUGCAUAUAAUUUUUUUUUCUGCAAUCUGCUGUAGCUUACUUUUAUCUUACGUACAACUCUCUUUUUUACUUAGGAAGCUUUUGAGGAGAACCCAGGACGUCAGUGGUUGAACCAAUUUCUCGUUGAGCCAAAAGCAGUACAAAGAGAGGAUUCCAGUCCUGUAACUCCAUCUAAAAUGGAUUACUUCUUGGACAGUUUCCGGUACUUUCACCCCACUCAGAGAAAUGCCUUUACCUGCUGGUGUUCAGUGUCCGGGGCACGGAAAACCAAUUACGGAACCCGUAUAGACUACAUUUUAGGAAACAAAAGCCUUGUUGAACUGCAGUUCUUGGAUUCCAUUAUCAUGCCAGAGGUGGAAGGAUCAGACCACUGUCCUGUUAAAGCAUUUUUGAAAUGCCAUCCUCUGGCAGCAUCCAAGUGCCCUCCUCUCUGCACCAAAUAUCUCCCAGAAUUUGCAGGUAAGCAGCAGAAGCUUUCUCAGUUUCUGGUGAGAAAUGACAAGGAUUUGGGGGGCAAGUUUGGAGAAAACAAAGAACUGCCAGAUUCACAAUCUUCUACGGAAGGAACUGAAUCUAUUUUUGCUCGGAAACGGCCUUCAGAGAAGGUAAAUGGAAAUAUUGUUAAAAAAAGCAAACCAGCUGUGAAGGGGGGACAGGGAAGCCUCCUGGGAUUUUUUAAGCCAGUAGUUCACAAAGCAGACCAAUCACAAGGACAGACAAAAAGUGAGACCUGUUUUGAACAGAACAAACCGAAAAACCCAGUCCAGCAGAAUCCUGCACCUCUUUCUAUCAUGUCCAAAGGAACUCAACCACAGGCAGCAUUCUGGAAGUCAUUGCUGAAGGGCCCACCUCCCCCACCCAAUUGUAAAGGCCAUGGUGAACCCUGUGUCCUGCGAACAGUAAAGAAAGCUGGACCCAACUGUGGCCGUCAGUUCUACACAUGUGCAAGACCCGACGGUCACUCAUCCAACCCACAGGCACGGUGCAACUUUUUCCUUUGGGUUAACAAGAAAACCGGACAUGAGAAUGCAAGUUAAAUAUUGUAAUUCUUCCAACUGCUCAAAGUGAAAAUGAGAGCAGAGCUUACAACCACCUCCACCUAUCUUACAAUUGAAGAUUACAUCCACAUCCUCUAGCUUUCAUCAGACAACAGUUUGAGAUCCACAACCCACUAUAUUGUGGAUGGAGAUGACUAUUAUACUAUUUGGAACCACAUUCUAAAUAUGGUGCUAAUUAAUAAAAAAAAACAUUUAGGUGACGUUUGGUUUUAUACCAGAAUGUGUUAAACUGUAGUUUUACAAAAGCUAGGGAGUCCACCUUUUGGUCAUACCUUUUCUGUCCAAAAUGCACAUUUAGUUUUUUAUAUACAAGUGUCCUCGCUAUACAAUAUGCAUUUCUAAUAAUGGUGUUGGCAUUUAUACUUCAAUUGUGUUGACAUGUUCAAUAAUAAUUUUUUUAAAAUAUAUAUAUUUUCGAGCAAAUCAUUUGCUCUUAAAUGUACUUCUAACAUAAAGUAUAGUUCAAAAGGCCUUUUGUCCACUGUGUGUGUGUUUCUUUCUUGACUACCUUUUUUCUGUAUCUCUGAUAUUUUAGAGAGAGCACCAGCUCAUGGGUUUUAAAC